Molecule: messenger RNA, 2940 nt
Organism: Cryptosporidium ubiquitum
Lineage: Eukaryota; Apicomplexa; Conoidasida; Eucoccidiorida; Cryptosporidiidae
Product: beta transducin with WD40 repeats
Exons: 1
Coding region: 1-2940 (979 amino acids)
Biological process (GO): rRNA processing
Cellular component (GO): small-subunit processome; Pwp2p-containing subcomplex of 90S preribosome
Molecular function (GO): protein binding
Source: RefSeq, a predicted model, not a curated record
AUGGAAGUGAAUUCGAGUAAUUUGUUAGUUCCUUUACAUAGUAUAGGGUUUGUGACAGAUGAAGUUCCUUUUGUAUUGGAGAAAUUAGGAGAUGAAUAUUUUAUUGUGGUUGCAACUGGUCAUUAUUACCAAGUUUACGACUUGGACCAACUAAGGAUUAAAUAUAUAUCCCAGAGGACGGGUAACAGAAUAGAGAAUCUGGCUGCAAAGCAUGAGACGGUUUUUGUGUCAAUGGGAAAUAUAAUUGAAGGUUAUAAUAGACAUGAAAAGACAUUUGAAGUUGAGCAUAAGUCGAAAGUAAAAGGAAUGCUUGUCUUGGGUGAGUUAUUGAUUUCCUGGGACAAGGGAACCAUAAUAGUUUCUGAAUUGGCCUCUAGUAGUCGCAGAUGCGAGAUUCUACUGGAUAUGGAUGUUUCCGAGGAGAUUGUUACAGUUUUACACCCAGUCACAUAUUUAAACAAAGUAUUGGUAGUUACAUCAAAAAAAUGUGAAUUAUGGAACAUAAAUACUAGAAAGCUGAUACAUAGGUUUUCUUCAAUACAAGAUGUUUUGAAUAAUUCAAAAAAUAUUAAAACUAAAUUAGAAGAUAGCGAUCAACAGAAAAUAAUCACAGCAGUAACAAGUUCUCAUCCAGAUGUGGUUGGAAUUGCAACUAAGAACGGGAUGAUAUAUACUCUAGAUAUCGCAAAUGAUUUGGUUUUGCUCUCUUUAGAGCACAUGCCUGAGCAAAAAGGCGUGACUAGUAUAAGCUUUUGUUCUGAAAAAGCUAUUUUAAUUUCAGGAUGUGAAAAUGGAGAUAUAGUAUUAUGGGAUUUGGAAAAUGCAAGAGUCUUAAGUAUUUUAAACUCCGUUCAUGAAUCUGAGGUAGUCAAGGUUCAGUUUGUUCCUGGAGUUUCAAUGUUUGUUACCUCUGGUCGAGAUAAUGCAUUACUUGAAUUUGUUAUUGAUAAUCAGAAUUCUCCCCCUAGAGAACUUAGGUCUAGGAGAGGGCAUUUAAGCUCAAUAAUUAAGGCAAAGUUCUACGACGCUCUUCCAGAAAAGAGUAGAGACCUACUUUGUAUUAGUAACUUUAAGAAUUGUGGAUAUCUUGGAAAAACAUCUACAAUACAACAACAUCAAAAUCGUAUUUUUUCACAGAAUUCUCUUAAAAAGAAGUUUAAUGAAAAGUAUCAAUUCCCUUUCAACAGGUUACCUACUGUUAUAGAUAUGUCAUUUGCAGAGUCCAGGCACUUUGACUGGCCAAAUAUAGUAACUAUCCAUCAAGGCAUGCAUGAAGUUUUUGUUUGGAGUGGACAUAACUUUGCGUUAACUCCAAAGUUAAUUACGCUUGAGAACAUUCAAAGAUUUGACAAACAAUCUAAGAAUAAUAGUCCCUCAAAUUUUGUAUCACACGGACUAACAGCUAAAAAAAAAUCCCUACCUUUAGCAAAAGCUGUUUCAGUUUCAGGAUGUGGUAACUAUGUAAUAGUUGGUUACUCGGAUGGAUCCAUACACAGAUUCAAUCUACAAUCAUGCACUCAUUCUGGACAAUUAACUUUUCCUGAGAAUUCUGAAAUUAAUCAACCAACUAUGGAAAUUCUUUCUAUACAUAUUUCACAUUCCACCAUGGCCCUUUGCAUUUUAAGAGAUUUAGAUAACUAUUACUUAUCGGCAUGGUCGAUUAAGCCUAUAAAGUAUUUGAAUACCAAGAUUAUCUUGAGUAGAGUUUCUAUUUUAUCAAAUGUAGAAGGUCAAGAAGCCUUCGUUUCCAAGCUAUUUGGGUAUUUAUUAGCUUUUGGAUUUUCAGAUGGCAGGGUUAUUCUCUAUGAUUUUCAAUCCCAGGUAAUAUCUAGAGAGUUCCAAUGCGGUAACCAUACUAUCUUGGAUAUCACUAUGUCUUCAGAUAACAGAUGGAUUGUAAUUUCUACAAAGAAUAGUGAACUUUUUAUAUUUGAUAUAAUUUCAUCAAACCUUCUGGACUGGAUCAAAUUUAAAUCACCAGCUAUUUGUUGUGUAUUUGAUCAUUCAGAUGCAUUCUUAAUAACAUCUCAUGAUCAAUCAAAAGGAUUACUUUCUGUUUGGGCAAAUAAACAUGUUCUAAGUGUUUCAGUUGAAAUAGAAGGAUUAUCGAAUCCUCCUUCUGAACCCUAUUAUAUAGAUGAUCCUCCUAAUAGGGUACUUUAUUUUGAGGAUUCAGACCAAACCUUAAAAAACAACAAGGAAUCAACAAAGGCUUCUGAUUCUGAUCAUUCAAAUUUGUCAGACUCAGAUUUACCCGAAAAUGGAGAUUCUGAUCCUUCUUUAACUGAUGGUAAACUAAUGUCAUUUUCUGGAAUCCCAUUUUCAACUCUUCAGGCAAUCCUAUUUAUUGAUGAGAUUAAAGAAAGAAACAAGCCUAUCGAGCCACCAAAAAAACCGGAGAGUGCUCCAUUUUUUCUACCAAAUACUACUGAAUUCUCAUCUGCUGUUCAUAAGCUUUCUAAAGAAAUUAAUCAAGAUGAAUCAAUCUCUAAAGAUUUAUCAGAAUCUAGAGAUCCAAGUUCACCACUCAAGACUGAACUCCAGGAACUUUUGGCAAAGAAAGUUUCUUUGAAUGAUUCAGACUUCUUUUUGAAAAUUACUAAGCUUUUAAAAUCCAAAUCUCCUUCUGGUGUGAAUCUUCUUUUGAGACAAUUGGGACCUCUAAGCGGUGGCUCUUUUGAAGAAAUUGCUCAGAUGAUUCACUACUUUAAUAUAUCCAUACUAAAUAGGACGGAUUCUGAGCUGAUUCAAACUUACCUUAACAUCUUUCUUACAAUUCACUCCACAACUAUUUUGGAAAACGAAUCAGAAUUCAAAGACAUUCAAGACAUUGUCCUUAAGCUCAAUAAACUUGUCAAGAAUGACUGGGAUUCUCUCCAAAAUAGACUUCAAAAUAUUUCAUGUUUUUUGAAGUUAGUUACAAAUAUUCAAAUGGAUUAA